Molecule: messenger RNA, 1038 nt
Organism: Entrophospora sp. SA101
Lineage: Eukaryota; Fungi; Glomeromycota; Glomeromycetes; Entrophosporales; Entrophosporaceae
Source: the annotation of a GenBank genome assembly
AUGUUUAAAGCAAUAUAUCAUAAAGCCCCACAAGAUGAAAUUCAAGCCAUGUUUACCAAAUUUGAGACCAAAGGACUUUCUAAAUUUUGGAUUUAUAAUAAUUGGGAAGUAUUCAUUUCAAAAUAUGAAUAUGCAAAAGAUUUCUUAUCGGAAUCAGCUGAGGCGCUACCAAAAUGGUCGCUUCCUGACAAGCACCCAACAAGAAAAUUUUUGGGUGAUGGUUUAUCUUUUUCUAACGGACAAAAAUGGAUUACGCAUAGAAGGAUAGCAAAUCCUGCAUUUAACCGUGCACUUUCCCCAGAAGUUGUUGGGAAAAUAACAAUUGAUUUGAUAAAUUUACUUGAUAAAAUAGUUGACCAACCAUUUGAUAUCUUUAAAGUAAUGCAAAGAACCACCAUACAAGUUUUAGGAAAAGUUGCAUUUAAUUAUGAUUUCAAGUGUUUGGAAAAUUUAGAAGCUCAACAUGAGGUGAUUGAGACUUAUGUUAAAAUUAUAGAUUUUCUUGGUGAUCCACUUCUUUAUGUUGUACCAUGGUUACAUAAAUUUCAAAGAAAAUCAAAAGCUGAAUUUGAAAAUGAUUUAGAAAUGUUUAAUUACAAUAUGCUCAAAAUCAUUCAAAAUAGAAGAGAAGAGAUUAAAAAAUCAAAACUUUCUAAUAAUGAUGAUAAUGAUAAAGAUUCAACAUUAAGAAAUGAUUUGUUAUAUGGGAUGAUUGAAGCUGCCAAUGAAGAAAAUUAUGAAAUGUCCUCUGAUGAUUUGAGAGAUGAAAUGGUCACUUUUUUCUUAGCUGGACAUGACAAAUCUUUACGUCUUUAUCCAGCACUUGUUGAGACUCUUCCACGUCUCACCAAAAAAGAAUUGAGAUAUGGCCAAAUGAUAAUUCCAAAAAAUACUAUGGCAAGUGUUAAUAUUUGGGCUGUUCAUCGUGAUAAUAAUCUACAUGCUUGGAUGCCUUUCUCCGCCGGGCCAAGAAACUGUAUUGGACAAAAUUUCUCCUUAAUGGAACAACGUAUAAUAAUUUCAAUGUUAUGUAAGUAA